This is a messenger RNA of Sitodiplosis mosellana (orange wheat blossom midge), 474 nucleotides long. RefSeq names its product delta-like protein D. NCBI's taxonomy places the organism in Eukaryota, Metazoa, Arthropoda, Insecta, Diptera, Cecidomyiidae. The record is from RefSeq and is a predicted model, not a curated record. The transcript is spliced from 3 exons. The coding region runs from base 48 to 467 and encodes 139 amino acids.
GACGAGACGAUUGCGCAAGCACCAGCUAAGUGCUCGAAUAGAAAAAGAUGAUCAAGAUAACUUUUAUACUUUUGGCAAUAUCAGUUUUGAUCGUAUUGAGUUUGGCUCAGGACAGAAUCGUUUUUUCUGUAGACGAUGAAGAUGAAGAUGAAAUGGCAACUGAGGAUGUUUCCGUUGAAUUAGGAAGUGAUACAACAUACCAGUGCACAACAAAUUAUGGUAAAACCACUUGUUCUUGUACAAACGGAUUAGUUGGUACUCCUCCAAAUUGCAAGUUACGGUGUUUAUCGCCGAUCGAUUGUCCUGAAUAUGAAAAGUGUAUCAACGGAGAAUGUGUAAAUAUUUGUGCAUCGAACACCUGCGGAACGAAUGCCGAGUGCAUAAUAUUAUUUCGGAAUGUGAUUUGUUUGUGUCGAGAAGGCUUCACUGGAGAUGCUUAUAAAGUGUGUAGCCAAUUAUCAAAUUGAAAAUAAA